CCCGCGUCGCAUAAGAAGGAGUGGCCGAGCGAUUGAAGCGAUUGUUGGUUGGGAGAGAACCGGGGACGGGAUGGCUGCGGAAAGCGCCCGCGACUGCGCCGUGGCUUUGUUCAGGUCUUUUGUAUCUGUUGGAGCAUCUCUGGGGUCUGUUACAAGGCAGACCCUAUCUGCUGCCCUUCCGCCUGCAACUCGGCCCUUCCGGGUCUGUAAUCAUACCAGAAGCAGCCGCAGAGGAGUUGUUGCAGGAAGUCUGCAGGAGCUUAUUAGCAAGACAUUAGAUGCCUUAAUGAUUACUGCUGGACUGGUGACAUUGGUUUUAGAGGAAGAUGGCACAGUGGUGGAUACAGAAGACUUUUUCCAAUCUCUGGGAGAUAACGCACACUUCAUGCUUCUAGAGAGAGGUCAGAAAUGGAAGCCAGGGCCCAGCUAUAAUGUCACAACUUUACAGAAUCCAAAGAAAAUGGGAGUAGCAAACAUUACCUUGGAUUUGUACAAGCUGAAUCCGAAGGACUUCAUUGGCUGUCUAAAUAUCAAAGCUACCUUCUAUGAAAUUUACUCUGUGUCCUAUGACAUCAAAUGCAUGGGAGCAAAGAGCAUAUUGCGGAAGAUGCUCCGACUUCUUUCUCACGCUGCACAAAUAACAGGACAGCUUCUUCUCUGCACGGGAACAUAUGUGCUACAAUUAAUGGGUGACUGUGAAGACGAUCUGAUUAAAAAUACAAAUCACUAGGAUGAGCACAAGAGCCUUAAAUAGAAGUUGUCCAGCUGACACGUCAAGUAUUCUUCUUGGAACAUUUUAAAAUAUAUAUGUUAUGUUUAAUUGUCUCAAAUUGAGCUUCACACUUCAUUGAUCAAAAUAUAAACAGCCUUCCUCUCUAGCUUUUUAAGUUUUUAUUUGUAAGAUAAUGAUGUGAGAACUGUAAAUAUGAUCGGAGUCUUUAUAAUGUUGUGGAAGGGAAAAUGUCUUAAGUAGAGAACUUUUGUGCCAUACCUCCAAAAGGAAGUGAUCCAGACGUGGCAUAGAGGCACUCACUGGUGUCUCUCUAGUGACGUGACUCUACUGCCUUCCACAAAAACAUUACUGUUUGACAGCCCUCUGAAUACAUUCUGAAUGGGGAUUGUGUGGAAGCUCAACACUAAGCUACCACUUAAAGUGUUAUCUCUUUCACUAAACUGUAAAUUAAAAAAAAUCAGUUUCGGUA
Molecule: messenger RNA, 1202 nt
Organism: Sphaerodactylus townsendi
Lineage: Eukaryota; Metazoa; Chordata; Lepidosauria; Squamata; Sphaerodactylidae
Gene: CIDEA
Product: cell death inducing DFFA like effector a
Exons: 5
Coding region: 71-730 (219 amino acids)
Biological process (GO): regulation of apoptotic process; apoptotic process; lipid storage
Cellular component (GO): lipid droplet
Source: RefSeq, a predicted model, not a curated record